CAGGGGCGGGGCAGGGGUCAGCUGGAGGGUCCGGAGUAGCGAGCGCCCCACGGAGGCCCCGGGAGACGGGAGGGGACUGCGAGAGGACCCCGGCGGCCGGAGCCCCCGUGCCAGCGCCAUGAGGCCGCUCGUCGCCCUGCUGCUCCUGGGCCUGGCGGCCGGCUCGCCCCCGCUGGACGACAACAAGAUCCCCAGCCUGUGCCCGGGGCACCCCGGCCUUCCCGGCACGCCGGGCCACCACGGCAGCCAGGGCCUGCCCGGCCGCGACGGCCGCGACGGCCGCGACGGCGCGCCCGGGGCUCCGGGAGAGAAAGGCGAGGGCGGGAGUCCGGGGCUGCCGGGGCCCCGGGGGGAGCCCGGGCCGCGAGGAGAGGCGGGACCCGUGGGAGCCAGCGGGCCUGCGGGCGAGUGCUCGGUGCCUCCGCGCUCCGCCUUCAGCGCCAAGCGCUCGGAGAGCCGCGUGCCUCCGCCGUCCGACGCGCCCCUACCCUUCGACCGCGUGCUGGUGAACGAGCAGGGACAUUACGACGCCACCACCGGCAAGUUCACCUGCCAGGUGCCCGGGGUCUACUACUUCGCGGUCCACGCCACCGUCUACCGGGCUAGCCUGCAGUUCGAUCUGGUGAAGAAUGGCGAGUCCAUCGCCUCUUUCUUCCAGUUUUUUGGGGGGUGGCCCAAACCAGCCUCGCUCUCUGGGGGCGCCAUGGUGAGGCUGGAGCCAGAGGACCAGGUGUGGGUGCAGGUGGGCGUGGGCGAUUACAUUGGCAUUUAUGCCAGCAUCAAGACAGACAGCACCUUCUCGGGAUUUCUGGUGUAUUCUGACUGGCACAACUCCCCUGUCUUUGCUUGAUGCCCACUGGAAAGUGAGCGGUGUGACACUGACAGCCACAUCGUCCCCGGAGGGCUGGCCCCCCUUGGGAUGUUGUGAACGACUCCAGUCCUGCUGCUGGCAGAGAAUGGGGACAGAGGCUGUCUGAGAUCAGGGCUGGCAGUGAGGGGCAGUGGCUGGAUUUCUGCCCAAAACCAAAGGAGCGCUCUGUGCUGGCAGGUGUGGGUCCCCCAGUUGCUCUGGCCCAGGAUCCCAGAGGUGGGGGUGCCCUCUUCCUGGUGUUCUGCUUCUCUGGGUCCUCCCUUGUCCCUCCUAUUCCUGGGCCCUUUUCUCAGAGAUUAUUCAAUAAA
Molecule: messenger RNA, 1179 nt
Organism: Odobenus rosmarus divergens (Pacific walrus)
Lineage: Eukaryota; Metazoa; Chordata; Mammalia; Carnivora; Odobenidae
Gene: C1QTNF5
Product: C1q and tumor necrosis factor related protein 5
Exons: 3
Coding region: 119-850 (243 amino acids)
Molecular function (GO): protein binding
Source: RefSeq, a predicted model, not a curated record